UCUCCCCGGCUGGGAAUCGAAGAUUUGUUAAUAUCGAGCGCCUAGCUAGUGCCAUGUCAAAAUGGCCGACGUUUAGUCCACCCUUAAUUCCGAUUUAACCGAACGUUGAUCCGCGACGCGUAUAUUAACGGUAGAUUACAUAUUAUAUGCAAAAGUUUCAAUGGAAGGCUUUAAUUUAAUUUAAUUUAAUUUCCGAAAAGUUUCGAUCAUUUAUUAACCCUUUGCAAAGGGUUAGUUUCGUUCCACUAACUUUAAAAUUAAAGGCAGAAUUUAGGAAUUAAGAAAGAAUUACGUAUAUAUAGGGUGUUCCAAAAAUCGUGGUGAUUCUAUAUAUAAAAAUUUCGAGUAUUUGUUAAAUUCUUUACACUCGUUUUCGAUAUUUUGUUCCAUUAAUUUUAAAAAUAAGAUCGAUUUUAGGAUAAAAAUUAUAGAAUUAUCUGCACAAAGCUGUUUCAAAAAUUGUGAUACAAUUGAUAAAUGAUAAUUUUAUAUGCAAAAAUAAAUAGAAGAAAAAAAAAUAAAAUUUUUUCACGAUCUUUGUUUUCGAAAAAAAUAAGUUUAAAAAUUUAUCAGCUAUCUACAUUAAUUAGACUGAAAAUGAUUAGAUUAUAUUUUUUAAAAAUAUUUUAAUUUUUCGUAACGGAAUAAACUUCAAAAUUGUUACUGCAAAUUUGAAAAAUAUGACUUAUUAAUUUAUUAAAUUUAUCAUUAUAUAUAAAAUAUGUUAGAUUCCUAAUAAGAUCGUCAAUUAUUAUCGCAAAAUAUAAUUUCGAAAAUUUUUGAGAUUUUUAGGAAUAUAAUAGGAAUUAAUGAAUUUAAAAUUGAAUUUUUUUUUUAAAUAUUUUAAAAUUUUUUGAAUCGAUGAAGAAUAGAUAUCGCAUAUUUUGUUCGAGAUUAAAAAUAGUUCAUUAACUUGUUGUAUCAUUUCUUAUAGAUAUAUUAUAGAUAUAUAAUUUUCUGUUUUUAUAAAAAAAAUAUUAGAGUUAAUUAUUGUAAUUAUAAUUAUUUUGAUUUAAAAAACUAAGAAUUAAUAAUUGUUUUAAAUAGGCCAUUAAUGUCGGUAAAAUGAUAUAUUAGUAAAGUACGAGAGUGAUAAGUAAGAUAAGAUUUGAAAACUGUAACAACAUUGCAAAUAUUAACUUCUACAUUGUAUAGAUAUUUUGUAGAUAGUCAUACAUUAUAAGUUUUUAAUUAAUUUCUGCGAUUAGAUUUUAUCAUGAUAAAUAUAAAAUAUCUUUAUCUUAUUUAAAAGGAAAAAAAUUUGAUUAGAAAUUAAUAAUAUAUGAUUAUUUGUAAUUUUUAUGAUAUAUUAUGUUGAUGAAGUUAUAUAUAACAAGAAUUUUUAUCUCUUAAUAAAUAAUUUAACAAAUUUAUUCAAAAGAAGAGACAUAAAUAAAUCGUGAUUUAACUCAUUUUUACCAAUUAAUCAUUCAAUAUUUAAUAUUACAGAUUUUUUAUUCGAUUUUGAUUUUAAUUGCAAGAGAUAAAUUUAUAUAUAAAUAUAUCUUGUGCCAUUCCUUUCAUAUUAUUAAUUUAAAAUAUUUAAUAUUUAAACAUUAUAAAAUAUUUUCUUCCUUUAUAAAUCCUUUUACAAAUCAUUAAAAAAAAAUUAAUCAUAAUAAUUAAAUAUUUUCUGUUUAUUUAUAAUAAAAUAAAUUUUUAACAAAAAUUAUUUUAAUUAAUUUUGAUAAAGAAAGAAAAUUGAUAUAAUAAUAACGAUUUUUUUUUAACUUUUGAAAAUAUUAUUCCAAUUUUCAAAUCGAACGAUUCAAUCAACAAAACUAAGAUUAUAUUCGAAUCAUCCAUUUUAAAAAAUCUCUAAAAAGAUGAAGAAAUGUACAGUGUCGCAAACUUUCCAAUCAAGCUGUACGCGUAUUCGUGUCGACGUUAAACACUCGACUGUGCUAAACCAGAGCUUAAACAAGUAAACGCGCGAGAAACAUCAUCUAAUCGCGUCGUGAACAGUUGACAGUCGUGCGCAUGUUUUGUCGUGUAGUUAAGUCGAAAUUACUACUAAAGUAUUCGUAUCGCACUAAUAAUAUCAUCAAAAGAAAAAAAAAGAAAUCUCAAUCAAACGAAUAAUUAAAACGAAAAAAGAAUCGAAAAUGUGUUCGAAUUCGACGACUGUGCUACUGAAAAAACGCGAAAGGACACAAAACUGGAUCCCUGAGGAGAAAAACGCCUUAUUCUCGUUAAUUAAGGGACACGUGAAUGCAAUCGAAAACAAAAAGAUCGACGCGGCCGCGUCCGCGAUGAAAAUGUUAGCCUGGCAACAGAUUCACCGUGCCUUUCGCGGAAUAUUCUCCACAGACAGGGAUAUCACCAGAAUGAGAGAACAAUGGAGAAGAAUGAAGUCGCAGGCGAGGAUGGAGAUGUAUACUUUUGCGGAAAAGAUGAAAACCUUGGGGCCGGAAGAAGCGGCCAAAUGUCGCCCAUCAGAUCUUUCCAUCGAGGUAUGGAAAUUGAUGGAAAAAACAAAAAAAAACGACGGCGACAAGGAUCGUUCAGACGAAAACGGUCGGAGAAGUCCAGAAAAUUUGACGAGUUUGCAGGCAAUUCUGAACAAGCUGACGGCCACCACGCCGGAAAUGACUACGGUGAACGAAAUUAAAGUUGAUGCGGAUAGCGACGAGUACAAUACAGAGGAGGACAGCAGUCAGAGUGAAGUUCUUAAGGAAAAACCAGGUGUCUCGCAAAAAAAACGAUUACGGAUUUCUGAGGAGGAGCCGAUAGAUUUGCCUGAACAAGGAUUCAAUUCUAUGGAUACUAUGAUUUGCGAUGUAGAAGAUGGUGUAUCUACCUCUUACAUGAAGGAAAGAAACAGUAGGUUUAAUAAUGAACAAGAUGAAUCUAUUCAAGGAAGAAUGUGGAUGUUCGAAAUGGCUCAGAGAGAACAUGAGUUGAAGCUAAGAAUGUUAAAUAUUGCUUUAGAAAAGGUAGAGUUGCAGAAACAGACUGCGAUCAACGAGUUGAAAACUUCGGAGAUCAAGAGACAGCUUGUAGAGAAUCAAGCUGCUGAAUAUUAUAGCCAAGUAAGAAUGGUUGGAGAACGUGGAUCUGGAGCAGGUAAAGGAGGUGGUGGUGGUGGUUCCAUUCGUGAAGCUGGAGGAUCUUUUGGAAAAAUGGAAGCUGCUCAUGAAGAUCAAUAUUUCUAUAAUCUGCAAAAGCAACAACUACAAAAACUUAAAGAAGACCUUCACGAUGAAAUUUCUUUCCAUGAAGAACAAAUUAAACGUCAUCAAGAAGCCAUAAACCGUCAUAAAAAAAGAAUCACAGAUAUGGAUAAGAAAUAAAAUUAUCCAUGUAUUUACUCUUUAAGCGUAUUGUUAUACUUUAUAAUGUAAUGCUCUUGUAACUAUUAUAUUACUAUUAAUAAUAAUUAGUAGAUGUUUA
Molecule: messenger RNA, 3393 nt
Organism: Apis cerana (Asiatic honeybee)
Lineage: Eukaryota; Metazoa; Arthropoda; Insecta; Hymenoptera; Apidae
Biological process (GO): negative regulation of ATP-dependent activity
Cellular component (GO): mitochondrion
Molecular function (GO): ATPase inhibitor activity
Source: RefSeq, a predicted model, not a curated record